AUGACAGAGAUACCUGAAGACACCUGCUUGGCCAGUCACUGUCUGAGGUGGGUCACUGCUGUGGCCAAUGAUUGCCUACGUGCAGAGAUGGGAUGGGACCAGUGGAGAAUCUGGAUGAAGACACUCUCUGACCAUGUAAUAGUGAUGGAACCUACAAGUUCUCGUUCUUUCCAGGGAGGUGAACACGGUGGCGGUGUACACAAUGAAGAUGAGGAUGAAGAUUAUGCUGAAGAUGAUGAUGAUAGUGAAUGUGAUGGUGAUGCUAGUGAUGAUGAUGAUGAGAGUGAUGAUGAUGAUGAUAGUGAUGAUGAUGAGAGUGAUAAUGAUGCUAGUGAUGAUGAUGAUGAUGAUGAUAGUGAUGAUGAUGAGAGUGAUAAUGAUGAUAAUGAUGAUGAGAGUGAUGAUGAUAAUGAUGAUAGUGAUGAUGGUGAUGAUGAUAGUGAUGAUGAUGAUAGUAAAUGUGAUGGUGAUGCUAGUGAUGGUGGUGAUGAUGAUGAUGCUAGUGAUGAUGAUGAUGAUGAUGAUGAUGAUAGUGAUGAUAGUGAUGAUGAUAAUGAUGCUUGUGAUGAUGAUGAUGGUGGUGGUGAUGAUGAUGAUGAUGAUAAUGAUGCAAGUGACGAGGAUGCUUGUGAUGAUGAUGAUGGUGGUGAUGAUGAGAGUGAUGAUGAUGAUAAUGAUGCUUGUGAUGAUGAUGAUGAUGAGAGUGAUGAUGAUGAUGAUGCAAGUGAUGAGGAUGCUUGUGAUGAUGAUGAUGGUGGUGAUGAUGAGAGUGAUGAUGAUGAUGAUAAUGAUGCCUAUGAUGAUGAUGAGAUUGAUGAUGAUGAUGAUGAUGCAAGUGAUGAGGAUGCUUGUGAUGAUGAUGAUGGUGGUGAUGAUGAGAGUGAUGAUGAUGAUGAUGAUAAUGAUGCAAGUGAUGAGGAUGAUUGUGAUGAUGAUGAUGGUGGUGAUGAUGAGAGUGAUGGUGAUGAUGAUGAUGAUGAUAAUGAUGCUUGUGAUGAUGAUGAUGGGGGGCUGCACACAGGUACACGGUGCAGUUAUCUUGCAGCGAGCAGUCACGUGACCAGGUUGUUGAUGUUUACAGCGGAGGUGAAGUAA
This is a messenger RNA of Bufo bufo (common toad), 1095 nucleotides long. RefSeq names its product clumping factor A-like. Lineage: Eukaryota; Metazoa; Chordata; Amphibia; Anura; Bufonidae. The record is from RefSeq and is a predicted model, not a curated record. Bases 1 to 1095 code for a protein of 364 amino acids. The transcript is spliced from 4 exons.